Messenger RNA from Thunnus maccoyii (southern bluefin tuna), 2793 nucleotides. RefSeq names its product FH2 domain containing 3 (gene fhdc3). The transcript has 12 exons. Bases 168 to 2543 code for a protein of 791 amino acids. Lineage: Eukaryota; Metazoa; Chordata; Actinopteri; Scombriformes; Scombridae. The record is from RefSeq and is a predicted model, not a curated record.
GGCGCGCGCCCUGCACCUGUGACUGCUGUUGGUGAGACAGACUCCUUCACUGCAGGAGCACGAGGCCUGACCAGAGUGCGGAUUAAUUUGACAGCUACGUUUUUAAAGGACUCGAUUUGACUGACCAACACAAUUCUUCCCAUCAUCCUUGGAUUUGAGAGCUACAGAUGGAGGGAGUGCUGAUUUUAAGAGCUGCUUCUCCUCCCAACUGUUCCUCUCAAGACACUGCUCCACCUUGUCCACUUCAGGAAGAUUCAGGUCUCCAAGCAUCUUCUCCUGUUGCUCCCCCCAUGUGCAUUACCGCUGUACCACCACCACCACCUCCUCCUCCCCCUCCCCCUCCCCCUCCCCCCCCUCCUCCUCUUCUCCCACCCCCUCCUUUCUCUUCUCGUACUGUCCAGCGACGUUCCAUGAAAAAGCUGAACUGGGACACUAUCCCCCGCCAGCGUGUCCUGGGUAAAUUGAAUGUCUGGACGUCUAAGCGGCCUCAGAGGGACUUGGUGCUGGAUUUUCGAAGCAUGGAGGAGUUGUUCAGUCAUGUCGACAAACGGGCCUCACUACACAGUUCAAAGGUCAUGGGUCUGAAGAAGUGUGAGGGGAUGGACCUUUUCCCACAGGAGCCUCAGGUCACAAUUCUUGACUCCAAAAAGAGUAUGAACAUUGGGAUCUUCCUGAGACAUUUCAAGAGGCCAGUGAAAGAAAUUGUGCAAGACAUAUGUCACGGGAACUGGCUCAGAUUUGGAUCAGGCAAACUGAAAGAGCUUUGUAAACUGCUGCCAGAAGAAAGUGAGGUGAAGCAGCUAUUAUCAUUCAGUGGGAACCUCUCCUCGUUACCUGAAGCAGACCAGUUCAUGGUGCAGCUAGUCAAAGUGCCAUGCUACGAGGAACGCCUCAAGACUAUGGUGCUAAGGGAGGAAUUCUUUCCUCUUAUGGAGGAUGUGAAGAACUCUGUUGCUGUUAUGACCAAAGCAGCUAAUGAGCUGUUGGACUGCGAUGACCUCCACUCAGUCAUUCGGCUGGUAUUAAAAGCUGGAAAUUACAUGAACGCUGGUGGCUACAGUGCCAAUGCCAUUGGCUUCAGGAUGACCUCUCUGCUCAACUUGGCAGACACCAAGGCCAACAAGCCUGGCAUGAACCUCAUGCACUACGUUGCCAAGCAAGCAGAGGACAUCGAUGCUGAGUUGUUGACUUUCCCCAAUCAGCUUGAAAACAUUGGGAUGGCAUCAAGAAUUUGUAAAGAGGAGGUAAUCACAGACUUUGAGAGAGAAGUGAAGAAGAUCAAGGAAGUGAAAUUGUUCACCAGCAGACAGCCUGACCUCUUAAAACAGAUGGACACAUUUUUCCUGAGGGCUGAUGCCAAGCUUGCUGACAUGGAGUCCUCUCUCCAGGAGCUAAAAGUGCUGAGCAAUGCUGUCGCUGAGUACUUCUGUGAAGAUCCAGCUACCUUCAAACUGGAGGAGUGCUGCUCCAUUUUUCAUUCAUUUUGCAAGCGGUUUUACACAGCUGUGCAGGAGAACCAAGAGCGAGAGGCAGCAGAGCAGAGACGCAAGAGGAGGGAGAGCAUGCGUAGUACAACCAAACGCCGAUCGACAAUGUCAGGCCCCAGGCCUGAACCUGAGCAGGACACCUCCAGCUUGGAGUCGGCCCUACACAGUUUUCUCUCCACUAUUCCAGAAGGUCUUGCCAGAUGCAGGAAGAACAUGUUGACCACAGUUGAAGGGUCUCCCUCUGAGCGCAGUAUAUCAGUACAAAAAACUGUGGCCCGUACUAAACAAGAGAGGACUGAGAAGAAACAACCCAAACAUCAGAAAGAGGAUGAGCAAGUAGCAGCACUGGAAAACAAAGAGGAAGCUGAGAAGAUGCAUGAGACAAGUCGGAAAGUGCUUCGCUACCAAAACAGCCAAAGAAGCCUUGAUGGGGACAAAGUUUCAGGCACCCCUCGCCGGUCAGAGAGAACGCAAGACACUAUAGCUACCCCACGUACCCCUCGCCCUAGAACCAGUGACUUUUUCUUUGCCAACAAUGGGAAUGUGGGCUCCCCGUGGACUAUUCUGAGCCCUUUUACUUGCCCCCGAAGAAAUACCCCCCUACAAAACAGACCAACAAACCAACACAGACUGUCUUUGAUGUCUGGCGGAGAUGACCUUGAUGAUGGAGUCUGGGAAAGUGAUGAAGGCAAUUGUCUCCCCAAUUCCUCCAAUCAGGACAGUCUAACAUCUCCAUCUAGUGGUUCUGUGUCUCUUCCUGAAUGUCCCAGUCAGAGAGCUGUGUCGCAGGGUCCAAUGUUGAGGUCUGUUUCCAUGGAUGAAACCAGCCAAUCUCCAGCAUCUGACUUGUACCAGAGAAGCAUAUCUCAAAGGUCAUACUCCUCUGGCUCAAGGACAGAAAGUAUGAGAGAAGAAGGACCUGGAGGCAAUAAGGCAAGGAAUCAUAUUGAGGGGCAAGUGAACACCUCCCGAUUCAUAUCCUUCUUCAGACGCAUUGGAGGCAGAAGUAAGCCUGGUGAUGUGGAAGAACAAAACUUCAAAGGAUCUAAUAGUUGAUUAAAAAAUCCAUUUAGAGACAAAGCUUUGUGAUUUUUUGUUUGUGUGUGUGUGUUUUAGAUUGUUAAAAUGUUUGUCUUUUUUUACUGUUAUGGUUUAACCCUUCAGUGAAACCAAGGCAAAUGAGGAUUUGCUUUGAACUGUAAUAGUUUUGAUUUUUGGGAGUCAAACCACGUUCAAAAAUCGUAACAUCUUUCUUUCUUUCUUGUCUUUUUGUGCGCAAUAAAGGGUGAUAUUCUACCUUUUUUUU